AUGCUAUUCAAGUAUGACAAUCUUCUCAACAAGAAGCCGUCCACCCACUUGCAUGCCUAUCAUCACAUUGCACCAUCGCCCAUCGGAACACCAUCAAGACCACCAUCAACAGCAGCAUCGUCGUCAUCGGCAGCAUCGUCAGCGUCAUCAUCCAUCACCACACGACCAACCAGCUCGGUUAUAGCCCUUCGCCCACAGUCCCGACAAUCCCAAUCCAGUCGACAAACUGUGACGAGCAAGUCAUCGGAACCUGGCAGUAUUAAUUUAUUCCGUUUCCAUCCACUGAGGACCCUUCAAUUUUUAACGCUCGAGCUCAUGUCCAAACUGAAGGCACUCGAUCUCGAAGCCUCUUCACCUUCCGCUAGUGGCAGUCCAGAGCUCAAACAGUUGUACAAAAUUUCCAAGGAGAUUCUAACGGUAGUGAAAAUAUUAACGAAGAGAGAGGAUGAAGAUCAUAAGCCAACCGGUAAUUGUAAACGUUGCGAGAAGGCCAAACUUGUGACCCCGUCUAACAACGGCGGUGAAGGCGACGGCGACGGCACAAAGCAGCCAACGGAGCAGUUCCAGCCGGAAAGCUCCAAUCCGAACCCCACCACCACGGAGCCACCAACCGAACCGCACCAACAACGGCGGCGGCUGGAAGGGGAAAUUAAGCGAUUGCAGACGAUGAUAAGUGACAAACAAACGCUCCAAGACGGCCGUAUCGUCGAUCUCAAUCGGAAGCUGCAGGAAGCCACCAGUCGCUGCCGGCGUCUCAAACACACCCGGAACGAGUCGGAGAAGCGCCUGCUCUACGCACUGGUCGAGAACGAACGGUUGAGAUUUCUCCUCAAAACCCAAGCAUCGACCAUAACCACCCUGAAGAGCGAUUUCAGCGUCAUCGAAAAUCUCACCCAUCAACAAAUUGACCUUUUGCCGGAUCGCAACACUCGGAGCCCUCUCUCUAAUGCAGCCUGCCACAACACGAGUGCCACUCGUGGGGAGGAGCACGACAACAAAGCAUCGACGAACCCCAUCAGCAGCGCCAUCAUCGAUAAUCACCAUUGCAAUUAUCGGCACCCUUCCGGAAGCGCAGCAAUCCCUUCAUCGUCGCCAUCGUUAUCACCGUCGUGCACUCGCCUCACCUCGGCCGUUACGUCCGAUGAUGACUGUUAUCUAGGCCCUGGUAUGCAGCAGCAGCAAUCAUCAAAUGCCGAUACCACCACGACCACCACCAGCACACAGGAAAACCCCGAUGCAUGCAUGGUAGCAGCGGUGGUGGCGGAAAAACUCAGGAAGCUAAGGCGUCAUUAUGGCUUUAAAAAUAUCGCUGAAAAAGAAAGUGACGACGGUAAUGAUGCUAACGACUUGUCACACUCCUCCCCAACGUCUUCUUCCCGCUUCUGCUCUUCAUCGACUCCGACAACAACGGAACCACUAUCGGUGCCACUAAAGACGACAAAGACACUCGACGACAACAUCCUGGAUGCUGCUGCUGCUGGUGCUGCGGCGCUCCGAUGCAAACCACUGCCGCCACCGCAAGGAUGCAAGCGUGGUGCAGCUAUUCGCGAGAAAGGUGCAAAAAAUGGGUCACAUUUCAAAUCAGCUCCACCGAAGAGUUCUGCUGCACCGCCACCGCCGGAAAAGCUAAAGUCAUCGAAAUCUAUGCCAUCAUCGAUAGAAUUCGUAUGAUCAAAACCAGUCAAGCGCACAAUUUUGAUUGAUUCUGAUUGUGAGUUAUCCCAAUCGGAACCAGAGCGGCGACCCGGCACCGACAAUGAUGGAGGAGACGAAGGCAAUCAGAAGAACCAUUCCAAUGGCACCGAUUGCCCAGUACCAUAUCUUGGACCCAAAAAUAGAUCGUCGCUAUCGGCCAAAUGUAUUGCCAUGGCUGUGUGUCCCGGGUGGGAGAGGUUGAGAAACUAUAUUAUGUUUUGUAGUCUUGUCUUGCUAUCAUUCUUGUGAAAAGCUUCUCUAGUAAAAGUCAAUUUGCACUUUAAGUUUGUAAUUAUUUCAAAAAUAUAGUCGGUUCCUAUGUAACUUUGACUCCCAUUGCAAUGCCUUAAUCCAGUACCUAUAGGAAAGAUAACAGAAACAAUGGAAAAACUGGAAGGCCCAUUUGUUUUCUUCUAUAAUCAAUGGCAGAAUAACUUGCUCAAAUGAUACGGAUAUCCGAGCGGAUUUGGGAAUGGUGACCACCUCC
Messenger RNA from Aedes albopictus (Asian tiger mosquito), 2182 nucleotides. RefSeq lists its product as uncharacterized. NCBI's taxonomy places the organism in Eukaryota, Metazoa, Arthropoda, Insecta, Diptera, Culicidae. The transcript has 7 exons. The coding region runs from base 1 to 1671 and encodes 556 amino acids. The record is from RefSeq and is a predicted model, not a curated record.